This is a messenger RNA of Colletotrichum siamense, 336 nucleotides long. RefSeq lists its product as uncharacterized. The record is from RefSeq and is a predicted model, not a curated record. NCBI's taxonomy places the organism in Eukaryota, Fungi, Ascomycota, Sordariomycetes, Glomerellales, Glomerellaceae. The coding region runs from base 1 to 336 and encodes 111 amino acids. The transcript is spliced from 2 exons.
AUGUCUCGAAACGCGCACGACGCCAAAGUCGACGAUAGUAUGAACUGCAUCCACGCAUCCAGCGAUACGGACUCUGUGCCAGGCGAUGCACAGAAGGGUGCGGAGAGCGACGCUGCGUCCGAUCCCGUCCCCGUCGACUGGGAAACAAGGCUGGUGCCACGCGACAACUACGACGACGACCCGUGGAGUCCACCGACGGAGUUUCACUACCGGCGCGCCUCGGAGAUACACAAAAUCCGAGAAGCGGAAGCACGCACAAAUAGAAGUCAUCGCAAGCCCCAGGCAAAGGUCGCGAAUGGAAUGCCGUGGUUUCGCGAUCUUGCACUGAGGUGGUGA